GAAUGUUUGUUUAAACUAGUUAUAUUUCCUAAUUAAACUAAGGCCUAGUCCUGCCUUAAAAUAAUCCCUGUCCGGAAAACCGCCCCUGAAUGUUUAACUAGUAAUAUGAGUAAUGCAAGUAAUAUUUAUUUAAUAAAAAUGUUUCACAACUCAAUGUUGAAUUAUUUGAAUGAAAUCUGGCAACCCCUUGAUACCGGAAGUGCUCGUUGUCAGCCAGCGCGGGAAAAGGGUCUGUUUGGAUGAGAGCGCGAAGUGAUCUGUGCCGAGCAAUUCUUACAAGAUAUACAGCUUAAGUUGACCAGUGUCAGGAUGAAGGUGGUGACUUGUGAGAUUGCCUGGCAUAAUAAGGAGCCAGUAUACAGUAUGGACUUUCAGCAGAAUGGUGGGGGAAGGAUUCAGCGCCUGGCUACAGCUGGAGUGGACACCACAGUGCGGAUGUGGCGUGUUGAUAAAGGUCCUGAUGGGAAGGCAGUGGUUGAGUUUUUGUCUAACCUGGCACGACACACUAAAGCAGUGAACGUGGUGCGUUUCUCACCUGCUGCUGAGCUUUUGGCUUCUGGAGGGGAUGAUGCUGCUAUCCUUCUUUGGAAGCUGAAUGACAAUAAGGAACCUGAACAAGCUCCAACUUUCCAGGAAGAUGAAGAUGCUCAACUCAAUAAAGAGAGUUGGAGUGUGGUGAAGACUUUAAGGGGACACAUUGAGGACGUGUAUGAUAUCUCAUGGACCAGCGAUGGAAAUUUUAUGGUUUCUGGCUCUGUGGAUAACACUGCCAUCAUGUGGGACAUCAACAAAGGUCAGAAGAUGUGCAUCUUUAAUGAUCAUAAGAGUUAUGUGCAAGGAGUGACAUGGGACCCACUUGGACAGUACAUUAGCACCCUAAGCUGUGACAGGGUGAUGCGUGUGUACAGUGCUCACACCAGGAAAAAAGCUUACUGUGUGAGUAAACUGACAUCGACAGCUGCUGCGGAUGGAGAGGUAAAGAACUACAGAAUGUUCCAUGAUGACAGCAUGAGAUCAUUCUUCAGACGUCUCACCUUCACACCAGAUGGGUCAUUUCUUCUUGCACCAGCUGGGUGUGUUGAAGUUGGAGAGAAUGUCACAAACACCACAUAUGUAUUUUCCAGAAAAAGCUUCAAAAGACCCAUAGCUCAUCUGCCCUGUCCAUCUAAAGCAACUCUGGCUGUGCGGUGCUGCCCGGUUUUCUUUGAGCUCAGGACAAAGAGAGCUGAAGAUGGUUCACUGAAGCCAGUGUCAAACGCAUUUAAUUUACCAUAUCGGCUGGUGUUUGCGGUAGCGUCAGAAGACUCAAUCUACUUUUAUGACACACAACAGACGGUGCCGUUUGGAUAUGUUUCCAAUAUCCACUACCACACACUCAGUGAUCUCAGCUGGUCUCGAGAUGGCUCCUUCUUGGCAGUGUCCUCCACUGAUGGCUACUGUUCCUUCGUGUCAUUUGAGGAGGGGGAAAUUGGCACCCCACUGAAGGAGCGGCCUCCACUGGAAAUGGUGACCCCUUCCUCCGCCAAUGAGAAGAAAGGCAAGAGACUUUCAGCCAAUGGCAGGACCUCUUCUCCCGUGCCUCGCUCAACCAACACACCUGCCGCACAGGAAAAGAAGAAAGAGGCACCUGCGGUUCCUGCCGCCUCCAAAACCCCCAGUGUAUCUGGUCCAGAAGAAAAACGCACACCCCAAGGGACCAGAAUUAAAUCUCAGCCCAGACGGAUUACACUCAACACCCUGGAAGGAUGGGGCAAACCCAGCACUCCCAAAUCACCAGCAUCUACCCCUAAUACAGCCCCUAGCACCCCCAAAUCUGCCCCCUCCACACCUGCCUCCGGCAAAGGACCACUUACACCCCAUACUGCCCCCAGUACUCCUCUUGGGCCCCUUAACUCUAAAAGCACCACCACUCCAAAGGGACCCACUCCUAGACGAAUUUCACUGACACCAGUUGUACCCAAGUCUCAGAUUUUUGCCACCCCGUCUUCUACUGAGAAAGCAAAGCAUGAAAGACCAUCCCCACCCAGUGACCCGGCAUGCAAACCUCCAGAAUUUAAAAGGUCCAAAACUGAUGGUCCCGUUGACACUGCACAGAGCAGUGGGAGUGCAGAACAAAGUGCCAAACCCCAGCAACCUUAGACACUAAACACAGUUCAUUGUGCCUUAUUAGCAUUCAGAGAUGAAGUACUUCUAUUAUACCAGUAACUCAAUCCUGUGAGGCACGUGUUUAAAUGGACAUAUGGAGUCAGACAUGGACAUGCAAAUCUUCACUUAGAAAUGUUUUCCUAAUUUGUAUGAGUAUGUGUUAUUUGAAGAAAAAAUUAUAAUUUUCAACUUGUUUUCUUAUAGUUCAGUUUAAAAUGUAUUUUGUCUUAUGGAACUCUUAUGGACUUGUCUUAUUAUCAAGUCUUAUGGACUUGAAUGCUUUAUUGGUGUGCCGUCAUUUUAAAUAAGUCAUAAAACGUUGUCAAAACUUAACGUUUUUGAAAACUUUACUUGCUUUGUUUUGUUCAGCUGCAUUUGGUCAUAAAAAUUAUCUUUAGUCAUUGAAAAAUGACUAAAUGACUUCAUUUAUAAAAUAUAAUAAAUGAAAAAUGUAUAUGUAUUAUAUCAUGGUGGCGUGCAUAAUAAAUGUGUGAGACCUUUUCUUUAGAUUUGCUACCACAAAAAUAGAAACUGUAAAUAUAACAAAACUUUGUAUACAAUAAUACUGUUCAAUUUGUUAACAUUAGUUAGCUGCAUUAGUUAAUGCUUGCAAUAAACAAUACCUGUACAGCAUUUAUGUAUUCGUUAAUUUCACAAAUAUUCAAACAUUUACAAAUCAACUUUUUUAAUCAAAAGGUGUUUCUGUUAACAAUAAUGAACAGUUGUAUAACUGUUAACAAAGAUUAAUAAAUGCAAAUAUAUACAGCUCAAUAUAAUUGAUGUUAAUAAAUGAAACUUUUUUGUAAAUUGUUGCAAAAGUAUUCUAAAAUCAGCUUUUACCUCAGUAGUUUCACAAUGAUGAGAAAUUAAUGUUUCUUACUGUUAUUCAUUAAAACUUAAAGAGUGAUAGUUAAGGCAUAUUUAGUGUAAGCACAUUAACUCUAAAUAUUUUUAUUGUGGUGUAAGCUAAAUGAUGUCUGCAACAAAUAACUAAUAAUAGCUGGAACAUGGGUACUCGUGUAAUUUCUUCAAGAACAUUUGUGUUGAGAUCUUUGACCACAGCCAAGCUAAGAGCUGAACCAUAUCAUGUGAUCAGUUGAGUCAUUCUGCACCCUAUCAACAACAACAGAGGUGUGUACAUGUAAUGUAGGCAUGACAUAGGAAAUUUAUAAGCUUAAGUCAAGUGCUCUGUAAUGUGUUCCAGUGCAUCUGUUAUACAGUGAUCUUUUUCUGUUGGAAUUUUGACACAUUUAAUCUUUACAGACCUAGCAGGUCACAGCAAUUUUGACUGGAUGUAGUCCUCUAUAGUCCUCUCAGGUAUUUAUUUAAUUUAAUCAAAGGAAUUAAUUUGGUUGUAUAAUGCUUUAUAGUAUGUAUAUUUUAUAAAGCAGCUUUACAAUGCAUACUAAACCCCAGUGAGUCAAAAAUGACAAUGACCAGGGAAAACAAGUCAAAUGCAUGAAUAUGUUUUUUGCAAAAAGAUCUGGGCCAGUCGUGCUAGGUUUCAUUAUUUUUCACCUAUUUUUCAUCCCAGCACUGUCUAAAUUUGUACUGCAUAAUCUUCAAAAGCAAAAUUUAAAGUAAGAUAAAAGGAUAUUUUAGACUUUUCAGAAAAUUAAUUCUUAGGACCACAUUCCACAUUCAUUUAUGUUUUGCAGUUUAAUGUGACACUUUCAUGGUUGGUGCAUUGUUGUAGAUGAGAAUAAAAUAAUGUCACAUCCUAAAGCUGGUGAUGUCAAUAAAAUUAUUUUGCAAGUGA
Molecule: messenger RNA, 3904 nt
Organism: Misgurnus anguillicaudatus (oriental weatherfish)
Lineage: Eukaryota; Metazoa; Chordata; Actinopteri; Cypriniformes; Cobitidae
Gene: chaf1b
Product: chromatin assembly factor 1, subunit B
Biological process (GO): nucleosome assembly; DNA replication-dependent chromatin assembly
Cellular component (GO): CAF-1 complex; nucleus
Molecular function (GO): protein binding
Source: RefSeq, a predicted model, not a curated record